Daktulosphaira vitifoliae (grape phylloxera) is the source of this 5331-nucleotide messenger RNA. RefSeq names its product chromodomain-helicase-DNA-binding protein 1 (gene Chd1). Lineage: Eukaryota; Metazoa; Arthropoda; Insecta; Hemiptera; Phylloxeridae. Gene Ontology annotation, cellular component: chromatin; nucleus. The record is from RefSeq and is a predicted model, not a curated record. The transcript has 19 exons. The coding region runs from base 137 to 5083 and encodes 1648 amino acids. Gene Ontology annotation, biological process: nucleosome organization; regulation of transcription by RNA polymerase II. Gene Ontology annotation, molecular function: histone binding; ATP-dependent chromatin remodeler activity; ATP hydrolysis activity.
AUAAAAUUUUCUUUUUUCCUCCAAAUUUAAAAUAUUAUUAUUUUUAUUUUCAUGUAAAUCUAAUAUUUCAAAUAUUUGAUGCGUAUAUUUUUUUAAACUGUAGUGAGACAAUCCAAAACAGCUGUAGUUACUAAAAAUGCAUCAGAAUGCCUCGGAAGAAGAUUCAUCAGAUUCUGAUCAAAAUAAUGAUAAAAAUUCUAGAUCUUCAGCUUCUACUUCUGACAGUUAUUCAGAACAUAGUGACCAAGAUGUUUCUCAAGAGGCAAAUAGUUCUGAACACUCAACCGAUGAAUAUAGUCCAAAUGAACGACCCAAGAGAGUUAUAAAAACUUCCUCCAAACUUAGUGAAACUGACGAUUCUAGUGAUUAUGGGUCAAAAGUUACCAAAACAAAAUGGAAAAGUGAUAGUUCAGACUAUGAUUCUGAAACUGACAAAGAAGAGAUACCACGUAGUAAAUCAUUAGCUACAUUACGCCGUCAAAAACAAACAGUUAAACGGCCUGCUAUCAAAGCCAACUAUCGUUAUAAAAAUAAAGCUAAUAGUUAUAGUGGUAAUAGUGAUGAUGAAGAUUUUAAUAAAUCAAGAAAUGCUAGGCGGAGACCUAAUGCCGUUAGUUAUAAAGAAGAAAGUGAAAAAAGUGACAGUGAUGAUUAUUUAGAAAAAGAAGAAGUUGAAGAAAAAGAAGAAGAACCUGAUAAUUCAGAAACAAUAGAAAAAGUUUUAUCCCAAAGACUAGGAAAAAAGGGAGUUAUUGGUAAUAUUACUACAAUGUAUGCAGUUGAAAACAAUGGAGAUCCAAACAUUGAUUGCUUUCCUGAAGAAAAAGAAACUCAAUAUUUAAUCAAAUGGAAAGGCUGGUCACACAUACACAAUACCUGGGAAUCAAUAGAUUCAUUACAGAACCAAAAAGUGAAAGGUCUAAAAAAAAUUGAUAAUUUCAUUAAACGAGAAAAUUCUCUUAAUGCUUGGCGUGAUCAAAUGUCACCAGAAGACUUUGAGUACUAUGAAUGUCAAUUAGAACUUCAACAAGAUUUGUUAAAAAGCUAUAACACUGUCGAAAGAAUAAUAGGAGAAUCUAAAAAUUCUGACCAAAAAGAAUAUUAUGUUAAAUGGCAAUCAUUGCCUUAUAGUGAUGCAACCUGGGAAGACGCAACUUUAAUUGAGCAAAAAUGGCCACAAAAAAUAAAAGAAUUUCGGGAUCGUGAGAGCUCAAAGAGAACACCUUCAAAGGCGUGUAGAGCCUUAAAGUAUCGUCCGAAAUUUAUUCAACUUACAGAAGAACCAGAGUACUUUGGUGGAUAUGAUGAGAAACUUAAACUUAGAGAUUAUCAGCUUCAUGGUGUAAAUUGGUUAAUUCAUUCAUGGUGCAAAGAUAAUUCAGUAAUUCUUGCUGACGAAAUGGGUCUUGGAAAAACAAUACAAACCAUUUGUUUCCUUUACUAUUUAUUUCACAAUUAUCAGGUUCAUGGACCAUUUCUUGUUGUUGUACCUUUAUCAACAAUGCCUUCUUGGCAACGUGAAUUUAGUUUAUGGGCGCCUGAUAUAAACAUUGUAACUUAUAUAGGAGAUGUGGAAUCUCGAAACAUAAUUCGUGAAACAGAAUGGUGUUUUGAAAGUUCUAAAAGACUGAAAUUUAAUGCUAUUCUUACUACCUAUGAAAUUUUACUCAAAGAUAGUCUAUUAUUAAGUAGUCUUAGUUGGGCUUGUUUGAUGGUUGAUGAGGCUCAUCGUUUGAAAAAUGAUGAUUCUCUUUUGUACAAAGCUCUUAAAGGAUUUGACACUAAUCACAGAUUGCUUAUAACAGGAACUCCUUUGCAAAAUAGUCUAAAAGAGUUAUGGGCAUUACUACAUUUUAUUAUGCCAGAAAAGUUUGAUUCUUGGACUGAAUUUGAACAUAUGCAUGAUAAUGCAGCCAGCAAGGGAUAUACAAAAUUGCAUAGACAACUUGAACCUUAUAUUUUAAGAAGAGUAAAAAAAGAUGUCGAAAAAUCAUUACCAGCUAAGGUUGAACAAAUUUUAAGAGUUGAAAUGACUACAGUUCAAAGAAAAUAUUACAAAUGGAUUUUAACUAAGAAUUACAAUGCUUUAAGAAAGGGAUCUAAAGGCUCUUCAACAACAUUUCUUAAUAUAAUGAUUGAGCUAAAAAAAUGUUGUAACCAUGCUCUUCUCACUAAACCACAAGAGAAUGAAAAUACUAGUGAAGAAAAUCUUCAGAGUUUACUACGAGGUUCAGGAAAGCUUAUGCUUCUUGACAAACUAUUAGUGCGUCUUAAAGAAACUGGCCAUCGAGUUCUAAUUUUUUCGCAAAUGGUUCGAAUGUUAGAUAUCCUUGCUGAAUACUUAAGCUACCGGCAUUUACCUUUUCAACGAUUAGAUGGUAGUAUCAAAGGUGAUAUUAGACGACAAGCACUAGAACACUUUAAUGCUGAAGGGUCACAAGAUUUUUGUUUCUUAUUAUCUACUCGUGCUGGUGGGUUGGGAAUCAAUUUAGCCACUGCUGAUACAGUUAUUAUAUUUGAUUCUGAUUGGAAUCCUCAAAAUGAUUUGCAAGCUCAAGCUCGUGCUCAUAGAAUUGGACAAAAAAAUCAAGUUAACAUUUAUAGACUUGUAACUAAAGGAUCAGUCGAAGAGGAUAUUGUAGAAAGAGCCAAACAAAAAAUGGUAUUGGAUCAUUUAGUGAUUCAAAGAAUGGAUACUACAGGUCGUACAGUUUUAGACAAAAAAGCCAAAAAUUCUUCAAUUCCAUUUAAUAAAGAUGAACUAACUGCAAUAUUAAAAUUUGGUGCUGAAGAAUUAUUCAAAGAUGAACCAGGUGCUGAUGAAGAACCUUUGUGUGAUAUUGAUGAGAUUUUAAGGCGAGCUGAAACCCGUGAUGAAGCUCCUGCUACUGUUGGUGAUGAACUCUUAUCAGCUUUUAAAGUAGCUAGUUUUACUUUUGAUGAAGAAAAAAAUAUAGCUGAUGACUUAUCUCCCAGUGGUCAAAAUGAUCAAGAAAAUAAAGACUGGGAGGAAAUUAUUCCUGAAACAUUAAGAAAAAAGGUGGAAGAAGAAGAAAAAGCCAAAGAAAUGGAAGAUCUUUAUUUACCUCCUAGAAGUAGAAAAACUUUACAAAAUGCUAAUCAAGCUGAUGGAAGAGGUACUAAAUCUAAAAAAAGUGGUGAAUCUGAUGGUUCUAGCUAUGAUGGAAGUGAUGACGAUCAACCACGAAAAAGAGGCAGACCACGUGUUGGCACAAAAGAAAUUGUUAAAGGAUUUUCUGAUUCUGAAAUUCGAAAGCUUAUCAAGAGCUGUAAACGAUUCCCAAAUCCUUUAAAGCGUAUAGAUGCAGUUGCUGGUGAUGCUGAUUUACAGGAUAAGCCUAAGUCUGAAUUAAAAAAACUCAUACAAAUGCUAUAUGAUCGUUGUCAUGAAGCAUGCAAUGAAGAAAACCAUAAAGAAACUGAAGUUGUAACUGAAGAUGGCACAAAAAAAAGAAAUCGUGGACCUUCAAUCAAAUUAGGAGGUGUUGCAGUAAAUGCUAAAAGUGUAUUAGCUUGUAGUGAAGAAUUAGAUGUUCUGGAUGAAAUAAUACCAUUAGAUGAAGAAGAAAGAAUGAAGUGGACAUUAGAUUUAAAACGUGUGAAAUCCGCUAAUUUUGAUUUUGAUUGGGAAAUAUCAGAUGAUUCAAAGCUAUUAAAAGGAAUUUAUCUUUAUGGAUUAGGUUCAUGGGAAGCAAUAAAAAUUGAUACUGCUUUAGGUCUUAGUGAUAAAAUUUUAUCUAAUGAAGACAAGAAACCACAAGCUAAACAUUUAUUAGCUCGAGCAGAAUAUUUAUUGAAAAUGUUAAAAAAAAAUCAAAUUGUUAAUAAAGGUGAACUUAAACCAAAAAAAAUUCGUAAAAUUAAAGAAGGUAAAUCCAAAGAAAUAGUUGAAGAUGAUAGUAGUGAUAACGAUAAUAGUUCAAAAAAGAAAAAAAGUGAAAAUAAUAGUAGUCAUGAUGAUAAACUGUUAGUUAAAAAAGAUCUAAAUAAUAUAAAAUUAGGAAUGGGUUCUUCUCCUAAAAAAGAAAAAAAACGAAAAACUAUAAAUAAAUCAGGACCCAUGCAUUUUACAGCAAAUAGUGAACCAAAAGCUGUUAAUGUUGAUGAUAUUGUUGAAUUGCCAAAAGAUAUUUUCUUAGAAUGCAAAGAAAAAAUGCGCCCCGUUAAAAAAGUACUGAAAGCCUUAGAUGAUCCUGAAGAAAAAAAAAAUGAAUCGCGUUAUGUCAAUCACAUGCAAGAGUGUUUAAUAGAAAUAGGCUCACACAUAGGAAAAUGUUUAGAAGAAUACAAAGAUCCUGAUAAAAUUAGGGAAUGGAGAAGUAAUUUAUGGUUUUUUGUCUCAAAAUUCACCGAGUUUGAUUCAAAAAAACUACUCAAAAUUUACCGCAAAGGAUUGCACACAAAUGAAAAAUAUGAAAAAGAAAUUAAAAUUAAAGAUAAAAAGAAAAAAGACAAGUAUAAAGAUGAUAGAAAAAUUCAUAAAAAUGUGGACUCAGAAGAUUCCCCUAAUUUUACUAAAAGAAAACCUCGCGAAACUGAUGAUAUUGAUAAAUUGCAUAAAAAACCAAAAUUUAAUUCAACUCAAAUAAGUAAUUCUAGUAUUCUUCAAACUGGUACUACUACAACUGGUUCUCCUCCACCUAGUUCAAGUAAUUCUUCAAAUAAUCCCUCUAGAUCCUAUGAACAGGGAACUAAUAGGUAUGAUAAUAGUUAUAAUCAUCAUAGAAAUAGAAGCACUCCUUAUUCAAGAAGUGAAGGCCGCAGUAGAGAUUCUGGUACUAGGCGGGAAAGAUAUGAUAGUAGUUACCGCAACCGUUCAGGAUUUCGAGAUCGAGAAAGAGAGCAUGAUUCUGACCUGCGCAUGUAUGAAAAAAUUAGGUAUCAACAAGCAUAUGCUGCAUAUGGUCAAGCAGCUGCUGGUUUUUAUGCUCCUGAAUUAUACAGCCGCUCAAACUCUGCAUCUUAUAUUAAUAUGCCCCCAUAUGCUGUACCCAAUGACUGGCAUCCUCCUGUUUCAGACUAUAGAAGAGAUUAUGAACGAAGGCCUAGGAACAAUUCCUAACCAUAUUAUAUUUCACAUUAAAAAUUUAAUGUUGAACCAAAAGUUUUUAAAAACUUAAUUUAAGAAAUGCAUUAUAAUGGAUAUUGUUUUAAUGUGUUUUUCCUUAGGAAUUAUAGUUUUUUUAUUUUUAUCUUGUACCAAAAUAUGUUAAAUUCUACUUAGUUAGAUUCGAUUAUCGAACAGCAAUUGUAAAUAUUUAUUUUUUUACAUAAUAUAAUUAUAUGUAAUGUAUUUAGUAAAAUUAAUAA